GAGACAGGCAGGCAGGCAGGCUGGCGGACGGACGGACGGACUAAGGGAGGGAGCGAGAUCCGUAAAUAAACUUCAGGCGCUGGUGCCAGAGCACAGGCGGGUCAGUCAAUAUUGAUUGUCGUUAUCGCGUCUCGGAUUCUGGAAUACAAAAGAGAAAGCAAGACAAUGGCGGCUGGCACCCCGGCACAGCCGACGUCAGCUCCGCAGCGGCGCUUGGCAACACUCCCAUCAGGCACGGCUCAAAAUGGCGGCCGACGCGCUCUGCAUCUUGGCGGUGGUCUCUGUUCCUCUGGCUCUUUUGGCAGGGGUGGAAGGAGACAUCUGUUACAGCCAAACAGACUUCGAAAUCUGUAAAUAUGGUUGCUGCGGAAUUAACCAAUCAUAUUGCUGUGAUUUGAACGUCGGGGGCAUUGUUGGCGGUGUCAUCGGAGGCCUGCUGCUCAUCGUCAUUAUCGUCACCGUCGCUUGCUGUCUGGCAAAGAAGCAGGCGUAUCGGGGCCGGGUCAUCGGUGCUGCCACCAUCGCCGCCACUAGCAACGUGACGGUGGUACAAACAACCACCACGUCGGGUGUACAGCAGUACCCAGGCAUGUACUCCUACGGUCCAUUCGGAGGAAGUGCACCACCACCACCACCGUCACUACAACCACUCCCGUCCUACUACUCCAGCAGCAGCCAGGGAAUAGCCGCUCCCGCAAUGCCUGCCUACGCUUUUCCUCCCACCUACAGCACAGCACCAGGGUACACUCCCUUCGUCAAAGCCCCAAAUUACUAGUAGAGUUAGUCCCAAGGUCCAGCCAUCAGGUUAGCAGGAGAAGCAACAACAACAACAAUUAUUAUUAUUAUUUAUUGUUGAUUAAGAGAUACUGUAAUUAAUCUCUGGGAUGAACGUUGAUGGACUAAUCAAACUGUGAUAUGAUUAGUUACAAUCUCGCCACAAGGCGAAAUGGUAAUCACAUCGUGUGAACAAUCCUUAAGAUGACAGUUUAGUUUUUGCAUAUCCUCUAUAUAUUGUUGUGGUAAGUUUGUUUGCGCACCUGUCAGGAGGAUUGUCCCUCUUACCGUGUGACCAAGUAAGUGGCUAAUACAACAAUCCUCUGCUUUCCACACCUGGGAACUGAUCUCCCUUGUCCAACAGCAACAGAACUCGUUGGUUGAUUAUUUCAGUUUCUUGGUCACUUUCAAGUGUGCUCCCUGUCUCUUUCUCUUGUGUCUUCUUUUGUGUCCAUAAUUCUUGUUCAUGCACUGUUCACAAUUUCCAUCUCCAUUUUUUAUGGUUUAUAUUUUAUUGGAUUAAUGUACAUAAAAGAUAAUUCAUGUCCUUGUUUAGAAUGCAAUGUACAAUAUUUUUAUACAUAAAAGAUAAAAGCCGUCCCAGAACUCUUUUCAGGUAAAGUGGAACCUCGAUUAUCCGGUCCUUCAAUUAACAGUGCAUUUGGUUUUCUGAGAUGGCCUUAAAAAAAUCUAGACAUCACAAGACCGCCAAGAAUUUCAACUACAGGAAAGUACACUUCGUGUGACACACCUAAAUUUUCUUUCUUGAGCAGGAAGCGGAUUGAAAUUUUAGUGACAUCCUAAAACUUCCCAAACUCCGCAGGGCAAUAAAAUGGAAUCGCUGUAAGAAUACAAAGCAGCUCCUCCUGUCUGAUUUUUUUUCAAGAAAUAUACAAGAAAGUUAAGACUUUCACUGUACAACACCUAUUCUAGCAUUUGCGAAUUUUUAAAAUUAUUUUCGAUUAUUUGUGAUUUUUGAAGACGGGCGCCGGAACUGAGGUUCCACUGUAGUUGAGGUGUGAGUGUUAGAACCUUUUUUUUAAAAUUUUUUAUUCGGUGUCAAGUUUAUGUGAGGAUGGUGUCCAUCUUCUGGCCUUUGCUGCCUCCCCUGCCGCAGCCUCCUAUGGAGUCAGGUGGCCAUUCCCGACAGCUGGGUCGACUCGGCUGUCCGCUUUAGUGCAUCUUGUCUUUUUAACAGCUUUUACUACACAGUACAUGGUUAAUUCAUUCGAUGUUAAUAGUUUUGUUAUAAUGCUUUGGUAAACAUAUUGAACACUCAAAAUGCAACACUGAGUAGGUUAUCAAAGACUUUUUAUUUCUUAUUUCACACACACACGCACGAACAAACGCACGCACGCGGUAUUAAUAUUUUUAAGUGUCUUGUAAACUUUGCUGCUUUAUUAAUUGUGUUCUGUUUGACUUCUAAUGUCACUCAGUGAAAAAGUGUUAGGAGACACACACGCAUUUACGAACACGUACUCAAACUCACUCAUAAUUUCUCUUUUGUUUAUAAAUAUUUGUUAUGUUUGUGUGUCUCUUGGUAUCCUGGAGCAUAUCAUUAUUAGACUUUACCAAAGUUCUGAACUGUUGCCAUUAUUGUAGAUAAAAAAUGUUGUUUUUUAAAGUUACAAUUGAGUUAUAUCUUUCCACAUUCAUUUGUCUAUACAAAAUUCAUAAGAAAUAUCAACAUAUUUGUGAGCUGUGCUCUCGAUUGUGUGAACACAAUAUCUAAAUUCUAGUGGAAGGGGUAUUUUAAAGUAUAAUAAAUGUAUUUGUAAUAUUUGUUAUUGAUAAACUGUUUAUUUUACUAAAAAUCGUCUUAUUUUAACAAUAAAUCUACCAAAUUAUUGUUUGAUUUUUAAAAAUAAAAUCACUUGGAUUGCUAAUCGUACAACGUGUGAUGCUUUAACUGCGGUGACAGAAGAAAGGGCUUAAUUUAUAAAGUGUGACAAUGAAAAUAAAAUAAAAAGUGUGGAAGAAAGGUUUAAAAAGAACAAAAAGGAAUGACGGAACUAAGAAACACCGACCAACCGAACAAUGAAACGAGCGAACAAGCAAACGAAUUAGCGAUAGACAGAAGAGAUGAAAAUUAAAGCUUUGUGGAGUUUGAGAUUUCCCAAUAACCAGAAGAAGGAACAGUGUUUUCGAGGCCUCACUAUUGAAUAUCGCCGACCACCAAGACUGAAAGUAAUUCAU
This is a messenger RNA of Pomacea canaliculata, 2970 nucleotides long. RefSeq names its product cysteine and tyrosine-rich protein 1-like. The record is from RefSeq and is a predicted model, not a curated record. Lineage: Eukaryota; Metazoa; Mollusca; Gastropoda; Architaenioglossa; Ampullariidae. The transcript has 4 exons. The coding region runs from base 245 to 775 and encodes 176 amino acids.